GAAUAUUGUAAUAGACUUGACAGCUCCCGCUAUAAGCUGUUCAUUAGCAGACCGGACUUACUUCACCACAAUUAAAUUAGAGCAAUUAACGGAGGCGGUUAAGAUAGAAUCAGUACGGGCUUUUGCUUUCAGGUGGCCGAUCUCUUAAUGCCUGCAUAUAAACCACAUGUGGGAGUAAGGAAACAUCCGUGCUCUUAUUUUAAUCAUGACAUUAAGCUUUUCGUCCUUCUCCAUCAAAGACAUCCUCACCACAGGACGCGGUGACCGGGGGAAACCCGGUGGCACCUGGAGUACAGAGGAGCUCUGCGCGCCAACGCGCAACAUCUACACCGGGCAUGGAGGUACAAGAAUCCCUGAUUUGUCUCACCAAGACGUGGAUGAGAACCGCAUCCACCCUCAGACACCUUUUCCUGAACUCAGUGUGUCUGUUGGGAACCUCAAAUGUGAUACCUACAGCGAAGAGUCCACAGGAGAGGAGACUGAGCACAGAGAAGAUGGUGCAGACAAGCAACCACAUUGUGUGCAGCGGGAUAAACUGCAGGAUAAAGGGGUGGAUGAGGAGGGAUAUCACAGCAGGGAGAUGGUCAGCUGCUCCCCAGAAGAGCGACAGUCUAGGUCCGGCACCAAGAAGCGCUCCAGAGCGGCCUUCUCUCACGCUCAAGUCUACGAGCUGGAGCGCCGCUUCAACACGCAGCGGUACCUCUCAGGUCCUGAACGGGCCGAUCUGGCAGGGACCCUGAAACUCACAGAGACCCAGGUGAAAAUCUGGUUUCAGAACAGGAGAUAUAAAACCAAACGGCGCCAGAUGGCUGCAGAGUUGGCGGCGUGCAGCUCACCAAAGAAGGUAGCAGUCAAAGUGCUGGUGAGGGACGAUCAAAAGCAGUACCAGCAGGCGAAUGGAGUACACAUCCCCAUGACUGUACCGCUGUACCAGGCCUACCAGUGCUACCCCUACCUGCACUGCUGCUGCCAGCCCUGGAGCAUGAGUAGCAUGUCCCAUGGAGGAAUGCUCUGAAGCGCUCUCUGAACUUACUGCAACUUUGGAGAGUAAAUGACUUCAACAAGUGUCACCAAAAAUACAAAGUGUGUGACUGUUUUAUAAGUUAGCAGCUCUCCGAUGGUGCACCUCAAGGGAAGUUUCUGUACGGAAUACUCGAAAACUGAUUGAGAUUGUUGUUGUUUUUCAGAAAAUAUAACAGUUUCUCUUUAUGGCUCUUGUUUGUCUUAUAAGACAGUUAAGCCUUUUUUUUUGUUUUUAAGUCAAACAAUAUGAGAACUUGACCUGCAGUUUAAGGUUCAUAAAAUGCAAAUGAUUUGCUGAAUUUAAAGAUUUUGGAAGUUGUUAUAAAUAGGGAAAUUAGAAGAAAUAAAUAAUACAAAUCUGUUAUGCGAGGCCUGUGCUAAUAUAUAUUUCAUAUGUAUUUUAGUUUUUUUUAAACUAUUUUCAAAACAACAGAGUAAUUUAAUGUCUAAAUUACUUUUGUGAGCUCAAAAAACAUUACUGUUCAAAUUUUCACCUUAAUAUUUUUUCCUCAGUUUUAAGACAAAAAUGUUAAAUAUC
This is a messenger RNA of Thunnus maccoyii (southern bluefin tuna), 1561 nucleotides long. RefSeq names its product NK3 homeobox 3 (gene nkx3.3). The coding region runs from base 206 to 1015 and encodes 269 amino acids. The transcript has 2 exons. Gene Ontology annotation, cellular component: nucleus. Gene Ontology annotation, molecular function: RNA polymerase II cis-regulatory region sequence-specific DNA binding; DNA-binding transcription factor activity, RNA polymerase II-specific. Gene Ontology annotation, biological process: regulation of transcription by RNA polymerase II; cell differentiation. Lineage: Eukaryota; Metazoa; Chordata; Actinopteri; Scombriformes; Scombridae. The record is from RefSeq and is a predicted model, not a curated record.